Messenger RNA from Daphnia pulicaria, 610 nucleotides. Its product is annotated as fatty acid-binding protein, muscle-like. Bases 84 to 494 code for a protein of 136 amino acids. Gene Ontology annotation, molecular function: fatty acid binding. The transcript is spliced from 4 exons. The record is from RefSeq and is a predicted model, not a curated record. Gene Ontology annotation, cellular component: cytosol; nucleus. Gene Ontology annotation, biological process: fatty acid transport. Lineage: Eukaryota; Metazoa; Arthropoda; Branchiopoda; Diplostraca; Daphniidae.
UUUCCCUCAUUGGGUCGCCAACAGUCUUCUCUCUUCUCUUGUCAACAGCAUACCGACAGCCUUUCUGACUAACAAAAUCCAAAAUGGUUUUCGAAACAACCGGCAAAUUCCAACUGGUCGUCGGAGAUGACGACAACUACGACAAAAUCAUGGAGGCAGUCGGUGUCCCACCGGAGAAACGCCAAAAGGUGCGCAGUCUGCGGCCCAUUUGCGAAUAUUCCCACGACGGCGACCAGUACAAAGUGUCGGGAUCGGCUGAAGGAUUUCCUGAACGCAGCAAGGAUUUCGUUUUGGAUGUUGAGCAAGAAGAGACAACCAUGGAUGGACGCAAAGUCAAGAGCACUUACAAGCGCAACGGCAAGAGCAUGGUCCAACAUGAAGUUCAGGAAAAUGGAUCGACCAUCGUGUACGAACGUGAGAUCAAGGGAGACGACAUGCAUGUGAAAAUAAGUUACGGCAACCUCGUCGCUAACCGCGUCUUCAAGAGAUUGUAAAUGCGCGUACAAGAACGCUGGAACAUUUAGAAUUUAUAGUUGUCAACAAUUUCAUGUCAACCCGAAAUUCUAGAACAAACGGUUAUAUUGGGAAAUGAAUAAACUCUGAUCGCAUA